Coccomyxa subellipsoidea C-169 is the source of this 2283-nucleotide messenger RNA. RefSeq names its product alpha/beta-hydrolase. Gene Ontology annotation, biological process: proteolysis. The coding region runs from base 1 to 2283 and encodes 760 amino acids. Gene Ontology annotation, molecular function: serine-type endopeptidase activity. The record is from RefSeq and is a predicted model, not a curated record. NCBI's taxonomy places the organism in Eukaryota, Viridiplantae, Chlorophyta, Trebouxiophyceae, Coccomyxaceae. The transcript is spliced from 14 exons.
AUGGCAGAUGCCAGCACAGCCACUGCCAACAGCGCCAGCAGGAGGGUGCAUCCAGAAGGCAUGGAUCAGGAGGCAGGGCUGCUGGCGCAGCUUGCAGAGGUUCCCCUGGCCAGCAAGGCCUGGAUCCGGCCUCUUCAGGGAAACGAUGCUCUGAUCUCUGUACGCAGUCUCUCACACCCACAAUUCAAGUCUCAUCUGGCCCUCAUUAAAUUUGUGAUCUUACCUGUUCAGGUACAGUACAGCCAGCGUAAUCUGGCAGCGAAUGCACAGAGAAAGUACACUGUGCCUUACAUGUUCCCUGCCAGUAGUGGUGAGGCGGUGCCCGGCUUUCCAAUGGAGCUCAAAGACGUCCUUCUCUUCUCUCCUUCACCCUCAGGCAAGCGGACGCUGGUAGUAAGGGCGGGGAAGGAGGGAACAUCGGUCGUGCUGGAGAUCUGGGGCAGCCAGAGCCUGAUCAGGGAGCUGCAUGUGCCCACCAAAGUGCACGGCUCGGUCUUCAACGACGGCUGGUUCUCGGCGGGUGCUUCCUGGGACCCUCAAGAGCAGCGCAUUGCCUACGUAGCAGAGGCGCCAGCGGAUGUGGAGACGCCCGAAUGGGGCGGCAUAUUUGAAGCGGCCACUGAUGGCAACAGUAGUGAGGGGCCCAAGGAGGAGAAGGGCGCUGCCCCCAAGAGCUGGCGAGGGCUGGGCGAGUGGCAGGAAGACUGGGGUGAGCUGUACACCGGCAAGAAGGCGCCGGCGCUGUUUGUGCUGGACCUGGGAUCCUGGAAGGUGCAGGGGCUGAAGGGAACACCCCCGGAGUCCAGCGUGGGGCAGCCUGUCUGGUCCCCCACAGGGGAGGAUCUCGUCUACGUGGCUUGGCCGCACCGUGCGCCGAAUCUGCCGACGCUGCCGGGGCGGCUGGGGAUUGCCGAGGAGACCAGAAAGCUGACACCAGGCCUCGUCAGUGCGCUGAGCCCGAGGUUCUGCCCUGAGGGGAAAACAUUGCUCUUCAUGUCACACGAGGCCGCCGCCACAACCGGCACGCACGCUGCCACUGCCGCCCUGCACACCCUCAACUGGCCGCCAUCAGGCGGCAAAGAACCGGCCCCAAAGCUGCUGACAGGGGUGGUACAGUCACCCGGCAGCGAUACAGCGGCGUUCCCUGGCAUCUACGCCACCUCACUACCGGAGCAGCCCUUCUUGGACGGCCGUUUUGCGCUCGUAAACACCCAGUGGGGCAACCGCAGCGAAAUCGCUGCAGUGGAUUUGAGCAGCGGAGAUGUGACUGCGCUUAGUCAGCAGGAGUGCUGGCCUGGAUCCUGGGCGCUGCUCGGCUGCCAUGCAGGAUGGAUUGUGGCGUCUGCGUCAGCACCCAACAGGGUCCCAGAUAUCAUAGUCGCCAAACUCGGCCCCGGGCAGGAUAUAAGCGCGCUGACAUGGCGCCAGCUGGCGCUUGGCCAGCAGCCGCCAGCUGGCAGCCCUCUCCUGUCCCUGGGAAGUUUGCAGGUCCACAAGCGAGAGUUCACGGGCACCGACGGCGUUGCCUUUGACGCGACGCUCAUCCUGGGCAGGCCACAAGAGAAAGCCCCAGGCAUCCUGUUCCUUCACGGAGGGCCCCACACAGCCUACCCGGCCGGCUAUAUGCACUCGCUCGCAUUCCUGGCAUCCCUUGGAUACAACUUGGUGGUGCCAAACUACAGGGGCUCGACGGGGUAUGGGGAGGACAGCAUCCAGUCGCUGCCAGGUUACAUCGGCACCAACGAUAUCGCGGACUGCAUGACCGCGCUCGAUGCAGCCGUCAGCGAAGGUCUGGUGGACGGGGGGAGGGUGGCGGUGAUAGGGGGUUCCCACGGCGGAUUUCUGACAGGCAACCUGGUGGGACAGCAUCCCGAGAGGUUCAGAUGCGGCGUGCUGAGGAAUCCAGUCAUGGACAUCUCUCUCAUGGUGCAGCUCAGCGACAUCCCCGACUGGUGCUACGUCGAGGCCUGGGGAUCCAAGGAUGGCCUCAAGCGGGCGGCGGUGAAGCCAACAGCAGAGGACAUCGAGCGUUUCAGGCAGGUCUCACCGAUUGCGCAUGUGGACAAAGUCACGGCGCCGCUGCUCUUCAUGCUGGGAGCCAAGGACCGCAGGGUCCCACUGGUGGACGCGCAGCAGUAUGUGAAGGCGUUGAGGGCGAGAGAGGGUGCACCAGACGCGCGGAUAUGGGUAUUUCCAGAGGACACCCAUUCACUCGAUAAGCCGCAAACAGACUAUGAGCAGUGGCUGAACGUUGCAUGGUGGCUCAAGCAGCACAUGGGCUGA